UAGUACACAAACGUCCCUCCCUGAAACCCAUAGUGGUAGUGGGAACUAUGCAUCCGCGGUAGGUCACGCAGCUCACGCGCAUCUGCUCUUACCUAUCCGGUCCAUAUAUGCUUGUCUCGUCCGCUUGGCCGGCCACAGUUAGUUCACGCAGUUGAAGUAGCUUGUGUGCAUUCCUCGGUCCGUCCGUCUCUAGUGUGCCAUGGCUCGGCUCUACCACCUCACCUUCCUCUCCGUCUUCUUCUACCUCCUCCUCACCGGCCUCGUGGCUGCCGAUCCGUCUGGAGGGAAGAAGGUCGGCAAGAAGGUGAUCAUGACGGUGCGGUACCCGGCUGCCGACUCGGGGGAGAAGAUCACGAUCUCGACGCGCCUCAUCGGUGAGGGCGGGGUCGGCGACAGCCACUUCCAUCUCGACGGCGACGACUACGAACCCAUCAUUUUCGCCACGAAAAACCUUGUCUCGGCCCUGGAGAAGGUGGGAGAUCCGCAGGCCAAUCUAUCCGAGCUGUAGAAGCACGUACUUGACGUGAGUGAGCUUUCACGGGGCUCACUGCAUGCUCAGUGGUGGUUGCAUGCCCAGUCAGUGGAGAUUGGCGAUGGAGCUCCUCUUUUCUUUCCUCUCAGCGAGAAUACAUUAGGCGCUUUUUAUUUUGUUGUAGUGCCCAUUCGGGGAGCGUGUCCGGUGGCCUAUUAUUUAGGCUGUGUAUCUUGGAUUAUGUAAUCUUUUGGGUUCGAGAAAGAAAAUAUUUCGUUGUUCA
Molecule: messenger RNA, 755 nt
Organism: Triticum urartu
Lineage: Eukaryota; Viridiplantae; Streptophyta; Magnoliopsida; Poales; Poaceae
Source: RefSeq, a predicted model, not a curated record